AGCAGAACUGGAGUCAGGAUUCAUCGUAUUAUCUUAUUAUUUGACGUAAAGUUUUAGAGAACAAUGAAUCACAUUGUGCUGCUGCUGUUCAGCCUCAGCGUCUGGGCAAUACAUUCUGCUGGCAGCCACACUCUCCAGUAUCACAUAGCGCUGGUAGCCACCCCAACCCGGGUGUACCACAGUUCAAUCACUGCGUAUCUAGAUGGCUUGAAGUAUGGAAGGUAUGACGGUGAAAGUCGUCAGGUGAGGUUUUUGAUUCCAUCACUGAGUUCGCUGACUGAGCACCUGGAGAUGCAGACUAAAUACGCUCAGCGGUUUGAGGUUAUUCAGAAGCACAAGAUGGAAUUUCUAACGGGAUAUUUAAACAAGACAUAUGGUAAUGGAUACUUCAAUGUUUAUCAGAGGAAGACUGUCUGUGAGCUGAAUGAGGAUGGUACAAUUGGUGGAUAUGAGGAGAUUGCAUUUAAUGGCAGGGAGGUUUUGGUGUUGGAUAAAAAGAAUGAGGUGUAUGUGCCUUUUACACAAGAUGUUACGCUUAUGACCAAGCAAUGGAAUCGGCAUUAUGAUCACGCAAAGAUCAACAAGAUCUACAUGGAGAAUGAAUGUAUCCAACAUAUGAAGUUAUAUCUCUCUUAUAUAUCAACUUCCUUGAAGAGAAAAGUUCGCCCUGAAGUGAAGAUUUCCAGCUCAGAAUCAGACGGGGAAAGAAAACUGCACUGCUGGGCGUAUGGGUUCUACCCCCGAGAUGUGGAAUUAAAGUGGAUAAAGAAUGGGAGACAUGAGAUUUAUUUAGAGGAAUCAGCAGAGAUCCUGCCAAACCCUGAUGGCACCUAUCAGAUCAGAGUCAGUGUGGAGGUAACACCAGAGGAGGGCGCCACUUACUCCUGCCAUGUGGAUCACAGCAGUUUGGAAAAUAUUCUGGAUGUGUGUUUUGAACCCAGUGAUAGAAAGAUUUUAUACAUGGAGAUCGCUGUGGCGUCUGUUCUCUUCUUCGCUCUUGUUGCCCUGGGAAUUUAUAUAUAUAAAAGCAGGAGGAAGAAACUCUUACAAAAGGGAUGAAAAAGGAAACAGAGUUUGCAUUUGGGAAUGCCGUGACGCUUCCUGUUAAAUGCUAAAUAUAAGUGAUAAAGUAUUACUGUGUGCAUUGUCUUUAUAGAUAAAUAAGUUGAAUAUAUAGCUAAUAUUAAAGCUAGAUCAGUUAAUAAGCUAUGUUGGGUCACUGCGUUGGGGGACAUGAAACCACCUGCAGAUGUGGGUUUAGACGGGUCUGCACUAAUGUCCUUCCUUUAGGAGAGGGUCACAGACCCAACUACUCACGUGGCCCUUCACUACCUGCCCAGACACUUUAUCCGUCACUGUCACAGGGAGGGCAAUGGAUGUAAAACCCUUCUCAACCCUUGGCCGAGCCGCCAUCAGAAACUUUGGGGCUUCGUAAAUAGUCAGUAAUAAUUCAUAUAAAUAGUAAAAAUAAUUAAAGUGCUAAUAAGUCAGUCAUAAGCCAUGUUUUCCUACAUUUUUGCAUGUUUUAGCCACAUUUUUGCAUAAGUAAGUAAAGUGUGUAAGUCUAGGGAGCCCAUUGAAUUUGCUGUGUUGAAAAGUUUAUGUAGGAGACGCUCAUUUCAUUCGAUAAAUCGAUCCUAUAGCUGAUAUAACUAUAAUAAGCAGUUCAUAGAAAUUAGCAUGUGCUAAUCAGUCAGUCAGUUCGUUUGGGGUGAGUGGAAUUUACUUUAAGUUUUGCAAUUCAUGGGUGGUCAGUAGAGAUGGGCGAACUUGUCCCAUUUCGCCGGAAAAAUUUACAGAGCAUUUGUUUUUUUAGAUGGGGUCAGUGACCCCUCAUUUGAAAGCUGAAUGAGUCACUAAAUAAUUAGUGAUGGGCGAAUAAAUUCAAAAAUUCGCCGGUGAAAAUUUCCGGUUUUCACGAUUUUUUCGUGAAAAUUUCAGAUUUUCAUAAUUGUUUUGUGAAAAUCUUCAAAUUUCAAGAUUUUUUGGUGAAAUCCUUCAAAUUUCACGAUUUUUUAGUGAAAACUUUCAAAUUUCAAGAUUUUUGAGUGAAAACUUACGAAUAUCACAAUUUUUUUGUGAAAACGGCAGAAUUUCACGGUUUUUUUACGUGAACUUUCCGAUUUCACGGUUUUUCACGAAUUUUUCAUCGUUUUGCAAAUUUUGCGGGAAAUUCGCAAAUUUUUUGGUGAAGCGAAACGGGAGAAGUUCGCCCAUCACUACAAAUAAUCAAAAAGAAUAUACAAAAUAAAUAAUGAAGACCAAUUGAAAAGUUGCUUUUGUCUAGUUUGAAUGAAAUUAUGAGAAAAAUUAAAGUUUUAGUAAAAUUCAAGUUUUAGUCCUGUCUGGUAAUUCCCCCAGACCACACCCACCCUUUCUUUUUUUUUGUGGUCAGUGAAUCACAUCAUAAAGUAUUUCCAAGCCUCCAACUGCCACAGGGCCCCUGAUAACACUUCCACCUGCCCCACCCAUGACAGUUGCCCCGUAAAAAUGUGUUAUAUAUAGUGAAUAGAAGAAAAGUUAAUUUCUGCUUGCUUGCAGGCAUAGAUGUCUUCCUUAUAUCUAGCUUCCUACUCACUCUGUGUCCUUCUGGGUUGGUGAUGGUACCAGGGUCUGAUAGGUUGAAUUGGAAAUAAAAGUAGCACCUCCAGCCUAUCAGAUCCCUUCACAGUCAGUAUAGAAGCCCAAGUAGAAGGAAGACUCCAGUCCUGCAGCAGCCGGAAAGACUUUAAACAUAAGUUUUCUAAUGACAUGGAUGUUUAUAUGAGUGUGACAAGAUACAGUAUGUAAGGUGUUGUAUUUAUUUGUAAAAGAUUGUAAGAAACUGAAAAAUAAAACAAUUUAUAGUUUAA
Molecule: messenger RNA, 2852 nt
Organism: Xenopus laevis (African clawed frog)
Lineage: Eukaryota; Metazoa; Chordata; Amphibia; Anura; Pipidae
Gene: mhc1-uba6.3.L
Product: provisional ortholog of major histocompatibility complex, class I-related L homeolog
Biological process (GO): immune response
Cellular component (GO): plasma membrane; external side of plasma membrane
Source: RefSeq, marked provisional